GCUUUAGCUAGCCUAUUUGAUUCAUUCUUCUUCUCCUUUACCAGAUUCGAUCGAACCAGAUUCAAACUUAACUUCCAUCUAUGACUCGCUGAGAAUCACAACCUUCUUCAAUUCUCACUCUAGAAGUUUUUUCCUUCCAGAUCCAACUGGAUCCGAGUCAACGCAACAAUACAUAAAAAAAGAAGUAAAAUCGAUGUGUAUUCUUACUGUAGUAAUACUAUAGUCUCCUUCACUGGGGUCCAUCGUAUCCAUUGAUUUUCGCUUCAGGAAAAUCUCUCUAUUACUCUCUAUUCGCUUCGCAUUUCCAUUUUCUGAUCCGUCAAUCCGUCAUUUCGUCUCGACACUUCCAUUUAUUACUUGUAAAGUUUGAUCUGAGAACCGACUUCACUUCUAUCACUGGAAGAAGACCGCUAUACAGUAGGGAAAGUGGAUCUGCGAAUCUGGCCGUUUUCGCAAAUCGCAAGGCUAGAUCUGGCUUUCUUUGGCGAAGCGGUUGUUGAGCUAACAUAUUCUCUCCAAAUAUACUGAAUCAGUGGCGUAAACUUGUAAAAGAUUUCCGACUGUUCUAGAGAUUUUCUUUUGAGAUCGAUUCAUAUGGAUUUGUUGAAUUGAUUUGAGCAACUCCUGCAACAAGAAAACAAAUGGGGAAAAUGAUCGAUAAAUCGCUUAUGUUGACCUACCUGUACUUAUUGGUUUAUAUUCUGCUCUCAUCUGGAGUUAUAUUGUACAACAAGUGGGUUCUCUCACCAAAGUACUUCAACUUUCCCUUCCCAAUAACACUCACUAUGAUUCAUAUGGGAUUUUCCGGAAUAGUAGCUUUUUUCCUGAUUCGUGUUUUUAAGGUUGUCGCCCCUGUUAAAAUGACCUUUGAAAUAUAUGCAACAUGUGUGAUUCCCAUAAGUGCUUUUUUCGCUUCAAGUCUGUGGUUCGGUAACACUGCCUACUUGCAUAUCUCCGUGGCUUUCAUCCAGAUGCUAAAAGCUCUAAUGCCAGUGGCAACUUUUGUUAUGGCUGUUUUAUGUGGAACAGACAAAUUAAAAUGUGAUGUGUUCUUGAACAUGUUGCUGGUCAGUGUCGGAGUUGUUGUUUCAUCAUACGGGGAGAUCCAUUUCAACGUCGUUGGUACAUUAUACCAAGUUACAGGCAUAUUUGCUGAAGCCCUUAGACUCGUCUUGACUCAAGUCCUUCUUCAGAAAAAGGGGUUAACUCUAAACCCCAUCACCAGCUUGUAUUAUAUUGCUCCAUGCAGCUUUCUGUUCCUAGCCAUACCAUGGUACUUCUUAGAGAAGCCAGGGAUGGAAGUAUCGCAGAUUCAAUUCAACUUCUGGAUCUUCUUCUCAAAUGCUAUAUGUGCAUUAGCGUUGAACUUCUCAAUUUUCUUAGUAAUUGGUAGAACCGGAGCAGUUACAAUUCGAGUUGCGGGUGUACUAAAAGAUUGGAUACUCAUAGCUCUUUCAACUGUCAUAUUUCCUGAGUCUGCAAUCACAACACUCAAUAUAACUGGCUAUGCCAUUGCAUUAUGCGGAGUUGUGAUGUAUAACUACCUGAAAGUGAAGGAGGUUCGUGCCUCCCAACCUCCGUCUGAAAAUAUCCCCGAAAGAAUUUCAAAGGAAUGGAAGUUAGAGAAGAAGUCGUCGGAUGUAUACAGACCAGAUAGCAACGACGACAAAGGUGCGGUUGAUAGAGAUAAUGAUUCAAUAGUGGACGAAGAAGCACCAUUAAUUUCUUCAUCUAGGCUAUCUUAUAUUGGUCGAACUCAGCUAAACAUUCACGAGCUAAACAACAGAUCUCAGUAACCGAAAAAAAAGCUAGUACAUUUCUUGUUCUUAAUGUAUUCAUUGCUCGAUACAAUAUCUUUUUAGCAUUUUAUUCUUUAUGAUAUCUGUUUUGUAACAAAAUUGAAUGGCAAUACGAAUUAUCCAUGUAGGUUAUUUUUCGUCGCUUUCUGCCAUCA
Impatiens glandulifera is the source of this 1954-nucleotide messenger RNA. Its product is annotated as probable sugar phosphate/phosphate translocator At3g17430. The transcript has 10 exons. Gene Ontology annotation, molecular function: antiporter activity. Lineage: Eukaryota; Viridiplantae; Streptophyta; Magnoliopsida; Ericales; Balsaminaceae. The coding region runs from base 642 to 1796 and encodes 384 amino acids. The record is from RefSeq and is a predicted model, not a curated record. Gene Ontology annotation, cellular component: endosome; trans-Golgi network; Golgi apparatus.